Pseudogymnoascus verrucosus is the source of this 2550-nucleotide messenger RNA. RefSeq lists its product as uncharacterized. Lineage: Eukaryota; Fungi; Ascomycota; Leotiomycetes; Thelebolales; Thelebolaceae. Gene Ontology annotation, molecular function: zinc ion binding; DNA-binding transcription factor activity, RNA polymerase II-specific; DNA binding. The transcript has 8 exons. The coding region runs from base 87 to 2432 and encodes 781 amino acids. Gene Ontology annotation, biological process: DNA-templated transcription; regulation of DNA-templated transcription. The record is from RefSeq and is a predicted model, not a curated record.
CCGCACAUCAAUAAUUUACACUAUGCCUCUUGUUGUUUCCUGUUCGUAUACUUAAUGCUAUUCAUUCCAAUAACACAGCGGACAUCAUGCAAAAAGAAAGUGCUCCGAAGAAGCACAUUUCCUCGGCCUGCUCGUUUUGUCGGCACCGGAAGGUGAAGUGCGAUGGGAAGACACCGACAUGCUCUAACUGCACACUAUACAACCAUGCCUGCGAAUAUUCUCGCAACGACAAGAGAAAGCUUUCCCAUAAGAGAACUAUACAAUCACUUAACAACCGCGUGGUAUUUCUUGAAAAUCUCCUGAGGAGUCAUGGUAUUGAGGUGCCACCGGACACGUCGGUGGAAGCCGGGAAUCUCUCAGCUCCUCCAGUCUCCCACGAAUACGAGCGAAACCAAGACGACGGUGGAGUCAACUACGCCGCUUUGCCAAACUUCAAUGAACAUACUUUUAUGGCUGAAUUGAACCCAGAAUUAACAAAUGCAAUACAAUUCGAAAAAUCGGUAGAGGGUCUAUUUGGAAUGAACGAAAUGGGGGAUUUUCAUGCAGAUUAUACCGAUGUUACAAAUAUCUUUCAGUCGCCCCAAAAUUCCGGCCAUCCCUUCUAUCGUUUCAAUCAAGCAGGCAAUAGAACCCAUGGACAUGAACAGCAACUAGCGACCGGAGAAUAUGAUGACAUCUUAGAUGAACCAGAUACGGUAGCAGAUCAGGGCGCUCCCAUAUUAAUGCCGCAAUCUAUGUUGCAAUCUACGAAUGAUCUGGAGCACGGAAAUACGACAACGGGCGGGCAAAUUGACGGUUCCCAGGCGAUCUUACUCUCUCCAUCUAAUAACUCUUCUGCAGACCAUGAUGAGCAGAGUGACGACGAUGAGGUUGUAGAUCAAUUAUCGGCUCGGAUUGGUACAUUCCAGAUUACUGAGGAUGGUCAGCUGCGGUACUACGGAGCUACCUCUAAUCUUCACAUCUUGCAGAAUGGAUUAUCUUCUCUGCCACGGGCAGUCCAUCGAUCAAUACGCCUCGAGGGAGAGGAGGCAUUAACUCGUGCGGAACUCAACCAGGGAAUAGAUCCUGAUCUCGAGAAGCACUUGGAGGAUCUUUACUUUAGAUGGGAAGACCCAGCCAUUCAUGUCGUGGAUGAAGAAAUGUAUUUUCUCGCAAAGAGUGCGUACUACUCAGGAGAAGAUGGAAACCCGUUUUAUUCGGAAACAUUGAAAAAUACAAUAUGCGCUAUAGGCUCUCAGAUGUCAUCAGAUGAUAGGCUACCUGAUUCUGGCGCCGAGUUCUUCAAUGCCCGAGCGAAGCUUCUCCUGCAGAUCGAAAUGGACAGCCCCUCUGUCGCUACUAUACAAGCCCUUGUGAUUAUGAGUGCAAUAGAAGCAGCUUCUACUAGAGAUUCAAGGGGGUGGCUUUACAGCGGAAUGGCUAUGAGACUGAGUGCAGACCUUGGCCUACAUCGUGAUCCGAGCAAGGUGGUGCAGGAUGGUAGUCUUUCAGAACGCGAACUUGACGUGCGCCGUACUACAUUCUGGGGCGUUUUUGUGCAUGAUAGUAUGUGGAGCUUGUAUGUCGGGCGGCCUUCGAGCAUCAACAUUCAAGAUAUCUCAAUAUCUCGACCAUCACAAGAACAUGAUAGGCUAAGAUCGAAAAAGUGGAGUCCCUUGCGGGACUCGGAUGAAGGCAAGCCAGGAACAGAUCAGGAACAUGAGGGGUGGUUUGAUCCAAUUGAAGCUUGCGCCGAUGCGAAUGUAUCGCUUUGCUUCAUGAUGAGGCAACUUAGCCAGACUAUAUAUUCCGAUAAAACAUUCUCCGAUGACGGUAUCCGGGAAUUAGCUGCAAGCAUGCGCGUCGAGUUUGCCACAUGGCAAAACGCCCUUCCCGAAGAAUUGAGAGUUGAUAUGUCUGAUGAGAAUCGGUUCUAUCUCCCUCACAUUCUGCAGUUACACAUGCAAUUCUACACGAUUUCGAUACUGCUCCACCGACCUUUCUUCUCACGUACCCUCAAAGAGCCUAAAUUUUCCGAUGAUCAACUCUCCAAUCACCCGCGCAAUAUAUGCAUCGAUGCAGCACAAUCCAUCGUAAAGCUCCUGCGUAUCUACCGUAAGCAGCAUACCCUUCGCCGGCCUAAUGUUCAUAUCGUCCACCUCGUCUUCACAGCAUCUUUGAUUUGUAUAUACAACGCAUAUAGCAGCAAAGGGGCGACUGUUACGAAAUGCCUCAAUGAUCUUCAAUUCUGCUGUCAAGCCCUUGGGGAGAUGGGAGAGGCUUGGGGAAAUUCGACAAGAGCGCUAGAGGUGAUCAUUUGCAUCAAACGGGACUGGUUCAGCAAGACCCGAAAUUUGCCACAGACGAAGAGGCGAAGCCCAGCUGGUGAUGACCGUGGAUUAGGUGAUGACAGACGGAAGAGACGACUCACUCAUGGUCAAGAAGAGCUCUAACGAAGAGGUUCGGACAUCGUUAAUAGUCUAUAAGCACAAACUGUACCCUAAUGUCGAAGGAGAUCAUGAUAUCAAUUGAGAUGAAGUACCUAUUUAAUCAUGACAUGCUGUAUGAUAA